This is a messenger RNA of Cuscuta epithymum, 2599 nucleotides long. The record is from the annotation of a GenBank genome assembly. NCBI's taxonomy places the organism in Eukaryota, Viridiplantae, Streptophyta, Magnoliopsida, Solanales, Convolvulaceae.
GGGAGGAAGAGAAUACGUGUGAGAGUAUUUGUGAGGGAGGUAAUAUAUAUUCAAUCAUCUCCUGCAAUUUUGCUGAACUGAUGAGUAGCAGACGUAUGUAAGCUUCAACCAUUCCACAGGGUGCUGCUGCAUACGAAAGGAAAUAGUCGAUCCCGCAUAUGUACUGUCUGCUAGGGGACUUGUACCCAGCCGCUCUGACUUAAAUUUACGAAAGCAUUUGGAAGGCGCACACACUCACAUUACACCUCGCUCUACCACCACCACCGCUUCCGCCACCGCCGGCGAGUUCGGCUGCUAGCUUGACAAGUCAAUGCCUUCACAGAAGCGCGAGGCCUCUCCAUCUUCUUCAGCUGAGGAUGAGGAGGAGAAGGCCGACGAUUUGCAGUUGGACAAUCAAAAUCAGAACGAAGAAGAAACCGAUGAAGGAGACGAUUCGGAUGAAAGCUCUUCGAGCGAUGCCGUAAAAGACGAAUUUAUCACCCUUAAACUAUCAGAAAUACGCAAAGAAGUACAAUGUCCGAUAUGCUUAGGCAUUAUUCGAAAGACAAGAACGGUUAUGGAAUGUUUACACCGAUUUUGCAGAGAAUGUAUUGACAAGUCUAUGCGAAUGGGGAACAAUGAAUGUCCUGCUUGUCGCACGCAUUGCGCUAGUCGCCGUUCUUUGAGGGAUGACCCAAACUAUGAUGCCUUAAUAGCUAUACUGUAUCCAGAUAUUGACAAAUAUGAGGAAGAGGAAUUGGCUUUUCAUGAAGAGGAGAUGGCUCGAAAUAAGCAGAUUCAAGCAUCAAUUGCCCAGACGCUUCGACGUCAAACUGAAGCAUUGGGAAGAAAGAGAACACCAAGAUCAAAUCAAUCAGCAUAUAUUAGGAGAUCUGGGAAUAGAAAUUUAAGGAGAAGGAGAAACCAUCGAGUUGAACCUCAAGGAUCUGAUGAUGAUGAGGACGGCAAUGGCCAUGAUGACAAAGAUUCGUCUUCUGCUGAUGAACAGCAUGGUACAGAAGCCAAACAAAAAAGGGCUAAAAGAUUGGGAGGGAGAUUCUCUCUAGGAUCAGCGGCAGGCAAUGCCAAUUCAGGCUUUGAUGAAAAUGAUUCAGAAAUGAACAGAGAGUCGUUUGGUGCAAUGGGGCUUAUUGGCAGCUCAGAAAUUCUUGCAUGGGGGAAGGGUGGCAUGCGAAGUCAAAAAACUCAAAAUAGGUAUAGCAGCCUGGGCGGCGGCAGUGGUAAUGCCCGGAUUCGCAGGAACAGUAGAGUCUCGAAGCUGAUUGAAUCUCUCCAACAUUCAAAUCAAAAUGAAGUAAAGGUGGAUAUCGGCCUCAUGCUUGUUUCCUUGUGUGAGGAAGAUAUUCCAAGUUUGCAACGACCAUAUCUUUGCUGCAGACCAACUCUGACUGUUAAACAUUUGAUUCAAUAUGUCUCUCUGCAGACUUCAAUCCAAGCUGAUGGAAUCGACAUGUUGGUGAUGAAAGAGCUUAGUUCCACCAUGAAACCUUCAAGCUCUGAGGCUGUGUUGAACACAAAAUCAGUUGCAGGCGUUCCUUCCAAUGGCGAGUUCGACUUGUUACGAGAAAACCAGACGUUGGAAGAAAUCCGAUCCAGCCGUGGUUUUAGUCAAUGUAAUCUGCUUUUGGCAUAUCGGCUCAAGUCAAAGGGUUAGGGUGGUGGUUGUGGUAAUGGUGGUGAAAAACAUUCAGUUGCUGUGCACAGAUACUUGGGAAUUUCCAGUUUAGUCAAAUACAUCCAGUCUAGUGUUUUUAUUUAGCUUAGUGGAAAGGUAAUCAGUUAAGCCUAUAAUCUGUACUUGUAGCAAAGCACCUUUCAUUCAAGGUGUUGUGAUCUAUAUAUGGAAGGUCCUAAUUAAGAUAAUACUAGCACAAAUGACUUGCUGCUCUUGACAAUCUCUUGUACGUUUUCAUAUAUAUAAUAUAUACACCUUUCUUUAGAAACCAGUGAUACCUAAGUGAAAUUUUAUGACUGAUACCAUAUUUUCCAUGCUUUUUCAGUUAUGACUACUUGUUACUCUGAAAAGUUAGAACAUAGUUUUUAGGCAGUGGCAGAAGCAGUGCAGCACACAUAGCAGCUAUCGAUAAAAUGCAGUGGACGGGUUUUGUGAACAUAUAUGUAAUCCCCUGACCAUAUAAUCUGUUUUAGAGUCCUUGGGAUACAGUGCGGUCAUGUGUUGGUCAUUGUUCUCAUGGAAAUGCACCAUAUUCACCAUUCCCCUAGAUGAAACUUCUCGGGUUUCAUAUAAUCGACAAAUCGUAUCAGUACAUGGGUGUCUAGCUCACUUAGCAUAGGCUUUGUGAGGGGCAUACCCAACAAACUAAUGUUGGAGGACCAAAGAUUAUAAAAAUUACUUGGGUAAGCCGUAGGCUCGUAGCCCUACUCAUCCCUGAGGCCCUCAUAGGCCUGCUCUUGUUGCUGUAUAGUUACUAGUUAGUAUACCGAGCUUAAGAUUGAGAAUAAGACAAUAACAUUAUUUAGCUUGAUCCUUUGAAGUAGGUUAGAUAACAUUGUAAAGUGUUUACAAUCCAAGGUGUAAAUCUUGGUGAGUACCUUAUGGAAGAGUAAAUGACAAAUUAUUUGUUUUAAAUGAACAAAA